Messenger RNA from Plasmopara halstedii, 2550 nucleotides. RefSeq lists its product as hypothetical. Lineage: Eukaryota; Oomycota; Peronosporomycetes; Peronosporales; Peronosporaceae. Gene Ontology annotation, cellular component: plasma membrane. Gene Ontology annotation, molecular function: calcium-activated cation channel activity. The transcript has 2 exons. Bases 1 to 2550 code for a protein of 849 amino acids. The record is from RefSeq and is a predicted model, not a curated record.
AUGUCAACAACGCACAACUGCCGUAUCGCCUCCCACAAACUUGAAAUGAGCACGACGCAGAGUGAUGCGACAGUGGCAAACGCUAACCCCAGUGGUACAGUCAAAACAAGCGCGUCCAUAUAUUUUCCGAUCUUGACAGCGGGAUUUCUACUUUUUGAGUGUCUCUGUCGGCGCUUUCGUGCCGUCUACGACUGUCGUCACGAAGAGGAAAAGAUUUUUAGUGCGUCUUUAUAUACUCGUUCUGGUAAGAUAUUUCGUUGGGUUUACGCCAACUUUUGCGUAUCAGACGAUGAAGUAUUGCAUAGAUGUGGCCUGGAUACGCUUACUUUACUUCGGUUCUUGCGCCUUGGUCAGAAACUGGCACUAUUAGCUGUGGGGUGCUCGAUAGUGCUAUUUCCACUGUACGCAACGGCAGUACAGCCAUUGACAAGUCGAGUUUCUAUCGAUCCACUCACUCGAAUAUCUAUGAGCAAUCUACCUGAACGCAGUGACAGAUUGUGGGCCCCGACAGUGGUUGCGUUCGUGAUGUCAACAUACGCUAUGAAGUUGCUUAUCAAAGAGUACAAAGUGUACGUGAGUUGUCGUCAUGAUGUAAUGGGUAGAAUGGAGGCACCACAGUAUUCAGUGCUGGUCAACGACCUGCCGCUACAUCUGCGAACGCGCCAGACGCUGGAAAGGUACAUGUCUAAGAUCUUUCCAUCGUCCAUUAGAAAUGUGUACGUGGCACUCGAAUGCGCUACGCUGAAUGCGCUGUUGAAUCGUCGCGAGAAAUCCCGAAACGAUCUCGAGCACGCAUUAGCUAUGUGCGAUCGAUCAUGCAAGAGACCGCUGCAUCGUAAGGGGCAAUCAUGGAUUGGUAUGAUGGUGUGUCAAAAUGGUAGUCGAGGUGUCAUCGUUGAUAGCAUUGACCACUAUCAAAACGAACUAGCGACGUUAAAUGAAGAGGUUGCGAAUGAAAUACAGAGUAUUGAUAAUGCGCAGGCACAGCUGGCGUCUCAAGUUGAAAUAGAAGAGCGUGGAAUGGACAGUCUUGGCGAUAGUGAAAAGCGAGACAUGGCUGAUCCCGGGCGAAAUUGGCCAAAAAGGAUAAAGAUGUUUAGACGAGACAGCGAGAUGAAGGAAAGCCAAUUUGUUGAUCGUAGUGGGGGAGCGGAGCAAUUGCGAAGUAGUUCUGAUAGAAACGAUAUAGACGAAUUUGACACGAAGAAAACACAUCAAGGCGAGCGGGAAAUGAAUCAGUACGAGCGGGAUCAGAUUCGAAACCAAAAUCCAAUCCGGGUGAUGAGACGGGCCGCAUUUGUCUCAUUCACGUCACUCAUGUCAGCGCAAGUUGCGCAACAAACGUCGCAAUCAAAAGAUCCAGAAUGCAUGGCUGUUAUGCCGGCACCACAUGUAGACGAUAUCAGUUGGGAAAACAUUGGGCUUCGCUAUCAAACUCGAAUGUUCGGAACGCUUCUAUCGUCCUUAGUGUCUGCAACAAUUGUGUUAUUUUGGACGAUUCCAACCGCAUUUGUGGCCUCGUUAGCCUCAGUUGAGUCUCUUCGACGCACGCUUCCGUUUUUAAACAAAGCCAUUGUUAAUUAUCCCAUUCUCGAAGAGAUAUUUAAGCAAAUUGCACCGAUAGCCCUUGCUUUACUGAGUGCCUUGGCGCCUCUGGUAUUUAAUUUUCUAUCGGAUAGAGAAGGUCACCCAUCGAAAACUGAAGUUCGGGCUGCAUUAUUUACAAAAUUGGCAUAUUUUCAACUGGUCCAAAUUUUUUUCGUUACAGUGAUUGUCGGCACGAUCUUGGACAGUCUCAAAGAGAUUUUAAAUCAGCCAAAACAGCUUGUAUCCAUGCUAGGACGUAGUAUGCCGCAACAGUCUACAUUCUUCAUCUCGUACGUGAUUGUACAGACGGGUUUGGGGCUAAUUUUGGAAUUACUGCGUGUGGUACCACUGGUUUGGUCGGCUUUAUUCGCACUUUUGGCGCCAAAACACACACGACGUGAGCGCAAUUCAUCAUGGAUGGGUCUUCGCAAUAUUUCCAAGACGGAUCCAUUUGAUCCAACAAAUUCUCUUGCCGAUUGCUUCCUGGUUUUAUUGGUGACACUGACGUUUGCACCAAUCGCGCCUUUAGUCUGCUACUUUACGUGGCUCUUUUUUUUUAUGGCUGAAAUUGUUUAUCGUCGUCAGAUACUUUACGUUUACAAACCAACAUGUUUUGCAUUAGGAGCAUACUGGCCGCGCUUGUUCAAAUUUUGCAUCAUCGCUCUCGUUGUUGCUCAGCUCACGCUCAUUGGAAUUUUGUCUCUCAAAAAGGCAGCGAUACCUUCUAUUAUGAUUACUGUGCUGAUUAUUAUCGUGCUGUUGUUCAGUUACCACGUUCUUUCACUCUAUCCAAUUGUGGCAAAGUUUUUACCGUUAAUGGAGUGCCAGCCAGCAUUUCAUCAGCGAACUCCUAUUCGAGCAGACUAUCGAAUGCUGGCAAAUAAUUACAGCGAUAAAAUUGCCUUGACGUCACCCGAAGUAUACCCAUUUGACGAUCAGUACUUAUUUACAACUGAGGUCUAA